Molecule: messenger RNA, 2211 nt
Organism: Chelmon rostratus (copperband butterflyfish)
Lineage: Eukaryota; Metazoa; Chordata; Actinopteri; Chaetodontiformes; Chaetodontidae
Gene: nyap2a
Product: neuronal tyrosine-phosphorylated phosphoinositide-3-kinase adaptor 2a
Exons: 6
Coding region: 132-1967 (611 amino acids)
Biological process (GO): phosphatidylinositol 3-kinase/protein kinase B signal transduction; neuron projection morphogenesis
Source: RefSeq, a predicted model, not a curated record
CGCACAGAGAGGACUGAAGGAGGGAGAGAAGGAGACAUUGAAGGAGACACUGAAGGAGACACCGAAGGAUACAGUCAAAGGAGGAUGGAGGGAGUUUGAGUCCUUGCUGAUCCUCUGGUCUUUGGGGAGCCAUGACUUCUCAGCAAGAGGCAUCUUCCUUCAGAAGGUUCUUUCAGUAUGUAGAGGACAGCGGUCUUCGAACAUACGACGGUCUGGUGAUUCAAAACGCCUCUGACAUCGCCAGAGAGAGCGACCGCAUUCGGAACCAGACCAACUGGACCUACCUGCAGGAGAAACACCAGAAGAAAAGACGACAAGAAGAAGCCAUCAAGAGGAUUGGUGAAGAUGUUGCCAUGGCAACAGACGGGGCAUACUCCGGGAAACAUUUCAGGAUGGGUUUCAUGACAAUGCCAGCACCACAGGACCGUCUGCCCCCACCAAGUCAGGGCUUCACUGUACGAUCCCAGUCCCUCCACUCGGUGGGCGGAGGAGAUGAUGACUCCAACCACAGUCGAAAACAACCCCCGCCCAAACCCAAGAGAGACCCCAACACCAAAUUGAGCAGCAGCUCUGAGACAGUAAAUGGAGGCUCCGGAGUCACCAAGAGAGACACCCAAGAGACCAAAGAGACGCCAGAGCAGGCUGAAGCUCGAGCUCAUCUCUACAGUGAAGACUACAAGAAGAUGCCUCCACCCAAACCCAAAAGGAACCCGAACACUCAGCUCAGCACUUCCUUUGAUGAAUCUUACAUCCGUAAUCACGGCAACAAGAAGUCUUCCUUGCGAUGGGACAAAUCUUCAUCCCAAAGUCAGAGCCCGGCAUCGAGAGACACAGACGAUGAGGAACCCGUCUACAUCGAGAUGGUGGGAAACAUCCUGCAGGAGCUGAAAGGUCAGGAGGCGGUGGAGGACGAGCAGAGCGAGUCUGUGUACGAGGAGAUGAAGUAUCCGAUGCUGGAGGACUUCCUGCAGGACGCCCACUCUGCCAUCGUGGAUCCUGAAGCCUGGUCGUCCCGCGGCUCGCUCUGCGACAUCCCUCCACCUUUUCCCAACCUCCUGACUCACCGCCCACCACUGCUCGUCUUCCCCCCCGCCCCAGCUCAGUGCUCCCCAAACUCUGACGAGUCCCCCCUCACCCCGUUAGACGUCACCCGUCUGCCCAUGAUAGAGAACGUCUCCUACAGCAAGUCGGGUGGUGUCGAACACCCGCAGAGCUCCACCCACCACCGAAAGGAGCGAGAACGGGAUCGUGAUCGAGACAGAGACCGGGACAGAGACCGGGAUCUGCCCUCCACCCACACCAUCACAUCCUCCGGCCGCUCAUCUGCUCCACCCCUCCCCUCAAACUUCUACAAGUCCUCUGCCUCCGCCCACAGUGGCCACGGUUACCCCCGCAGCCAAUCAGCAUGUCCUUCUCCGGUCAGCAUGGGUCGCUGUCUGACUCCUCUGAGCCUGAAGAGGCCACCGCCAUACGACGCACUGAUGGCAGGAGGAAGUAUGCCUCGCUCUUCAUCUUCCUCUUCGUCAUCCUCGCACAGAGCUGGGGAAGGCGGGGCUAAACUCAGUAACUCUUCUUCCGCCCACGGCUCCAUGCAGAACGUGUCAUUGAGGUCGCAGACUCCCACAAGCCCAAUGGACGAACUCAACAACCUGUUUAGCUCAGGUCGACAGGUGAUGAAGAAAGGAGGGGGAGGCAGGAAGAGCCGAGACAGCGAAGGAGACUCCAGGUCUCUGCCCAGACAUGAAAGCAAAGACAGAGACGGACAGUCCAGCCCAGUUUCUAGCAGGAUGGGACGGUCGUCCGUCAGCCCCACCAUGAUGCUGUCUGGAGGAGGAGGAGAAUCGAAGUCGGUGUGUAAACUCGGCCGUUCAGCGUCGACGUCGGGAGUUCCUUCACCAGGCGGGACACCACAACGUCACCUGCAUGAGCAGCAUCACCCUGCCCUCAGCCAGGUACCACACCUGUAAAACACCUGUCUGUCUACCUGUCUGUCUACCUGUCUAUUUGUCUUGUCGGUCUAUGUGUCUGUUCAUGUAGAGCCAUGUUGUAAAUCAUGUUAAACAGCAGUUUUCUUUGAAACAGAGAUUAAAUGUUUUACGCAGGAUCAAACUGAACAACAGUAAAGAUGUACAGACGGACAGACGCUGCAUCAGCUGACUGACAUGAACUGUGAACAUGGAAACAAGUAAACAUGGUGGUGAAACAUGUAAA